Messenger RNA from Mytilinidion resinicola, 2220 nucleotides. Its product is annotated as PAP1-domain-containing protein. The record is from RefSeq and is a predicted model, not a curated record. The coding region runs from base 149 to 2092 and encodes 647 amino acids. Gene Ontology annotation, molecular function: DNA-binding transcription activator activity, RNA polymerase II-specific; transcription cis-regulatory region binding. Lineage: Eukaryota; Fungi; Ascomycota; Dothideomycetes; Mytilinidiales; Mytilinidiaceae. The transcript is spliced from 3 exons. Gene Ontology annotation, cellular component: RNA polymerase II transcription regulator complex.
AGCCUACCGAUCCCAAUACAACCGCCUCAGCUUUUCCUGUCUGGUUUCUUUCACCCUCCCCGGACACCGUUUGGCGUCUGCCUGAGGUGGAGUCUCUACCAUCGAGCACCAGCGUGAACUCCAAUCCAACUCGCCAUUACCAUCAGAUAUGGCUGGCACAUCAACCACCGACUACAAGAACAAUCAAUACUACCUCAAUCCAAACCAACAAGACCUCCUCCUAGCCGCCCUGGCCUCAAACCAGAACGGCAAGAACAACAACAUGUACUCCAACGGUCCCAACAAGCAGGGUGCGGCCAAUGCCGGCCUGCAAUAUUCUAGCAUCGACAGCAUCGACCCAACCUUCUUCGCAUCUCCUCAGCAGGGUACUCCCGACACCUUCGGUGCCAACCUCAAUUUCGACAACCUCGACGACAGUCCAUUUGUCGACUACCUCGAUGGCGACAACAGCUUCGAUUAUGACAAUGGCGACAACAGCGAUUUGAUGAUUGGCGGUCUGCCAGGUGACUCGUCGAGCCAUUCGAACGAGGGGGACAACGAAAGCACCGAUAAGCGAAAGAGCCCGGAUGACGACGGUGAUGAUCAAGAAGGCGGAGGAAAGCGACGAGAAGGUGAAGAUAAGACGGCAAAGAAGCCCGGUAGGAAGCCAUUGACAUCCGAACCUACGACUAAACGCAAGGCACAGAACCGCGCAGCCCAAAGGGCGUUCAGAGAGCGAAAAGAGAAGCAUUUGAAAGACCUUGAGACUAAGGUCGGCGAACUGGAAAAGGCAUCUGACGCUGCGAAUCACGAGAACGGCAUGCUUCGCGCUCAAGUCCAGAGGCUCCAAACCGAGCUGCGUGAAUAUCGCAAGCGUCUGUCUCUCAACAGCUCUGGUCUAGGUCGCGCUCCUGCGGUCACGAGUGGAUUUGCAUCACUUAACACUGGAAAUGGCACCCCUGCGAACAACUUCCAGUUUGAGUUCCCAAGAUUUGGUGGUCUGCCAGGCGCCCACCUUCUUGACAACGGCGGUCUCGCCAAAGGAAAUAAGCCAUCCACAAUUACUACUUCACCUGUUCGAACGAAUAGCAACGGUGCUAGCCUAAGUCCCAAGAGUCAACUCAGUGGGGUUGCUUCCAAUUCGCCGACGACCAACUCCAAGGGAAGUCCUCCUAAUGGCUUUCCUAAUAGCAAUGCUUCGAGCAGCAGCAAUAUCAAUGGACUUUUCAGUCCCAUGGUCAACGGAAUUAACUCCAGUUCUGUUUUCGACUACAACAAUAACAACAAUGCUCCCAACCAUGGCAGCCGUCGCAGCACUGACAGCUCGGCUCAGUCGCGCGUGUUCCAAUUCAAUAGCGGAUCAUCUACCUCAGACUCUCCAUCUGCUUCGUCCGUCUCUCAAUACGGCAUGGGAUCCUCAUGCGACACAUCUCCGGAGCCAAGUCACAACUCGCCGAGCAAUGGUCUGGACACUAUCAAUGAAGGAGGAUGCGGUUCUGGAAAUCCCGAAGGUGAGGUCACCUUCUGUGAUAAGCUGAAUAUGGCCUGCGGCAAUUCUCGCAAUCCAAUUCCUCGUGCGAUGUCUCAAUCUAACGCCACCCCAGCUGCUGCAGCUGCAAACCAAUCGCCUGCGACCGACUUCAACGGCAUUGAUUUCCUCGCCAACCAGAACGGUGGACAGUUCGACCCAACUUUGUUUGGUGACUACCGCGAGUCGCAGGCCGCUAUUGUUGGCGACGGUGACUUCACCGGCGGGUUCUUCAAUGACGCAUUCCCACUGGCUGAUUUCGGAAGCCCGUUCAACUUUGGUGACAACAACACGCCAGCCGUUCAAAAGUCAAAUCCUUUGGAGGAGAUUGAGCGCAUACAAGACGGUAUUGAUGACGAAGUCGUUCCCGGAGAAGAUCCUGCUCAGUUGCUCAACUGUCAUAAGAUAUGGGACAAACUCGCCAAGAGGCCCGACUUCAGAGACGGCACGAUCGACAUCGACAACCUAUGUUCAGAACUGCGCUCCAAGGCCAGGUGUUCUGAAAGCGGCGUCGUCGUCGACAACAAGGACGUCGAGGCAGCCCUCAAGCGUCUCCCGGAAGGCCAACGCCGCUCGAGUAAUUGAUUUUGCUUCGCGUCACGACUCUCACGACCAGCACGGCGGCAGUCACGGCGUAUAUCCUGGUUCUGGAUCCUGUAAACAAGAAAACUACAUUGGUGGCCGGUACCUCGGGCUUUUUUUCAUUUUGCUUC